Pneumocystis jirovecii RU7 is the source of this 420-nucleotide messenger RNA. RefSeq lists its product as uncharacterized. Lineage: Eukaryota; Fungi; Ascomycota; Pneumocystomycetes; Pneumocystales; Pneumocystaceae. The transcript is spliced from 4 exons. The record is from RefSeq and is a predicted model, not a curated record. Bases 1 to 420 code for a protein of 139 amino acids. Gene Ontology annotation, biological process: ribosomal large subunit assembly. Gene Ontology annotation, cellular component: preribosome, large subunit precursor.
AUGGAAAAAAAACGAAAAAAGUCUGCUGAUAAAAACACUGACUUAUUGUCGUCUUAUACGUCUGUUCUGAGUGCAUCUGAAAAUGUAUCCUUUUCUAUACCGCCUGAACAAGUAACAUCUGAUAAUAAAAAAGAUGAUUUUUUAUAUAUGAACAAUGAAGCUACAGACAAUAUCCGUUUAGAUACAUCGGAAGACUUGUUUGAACAACAUUAUAUGAACACUCUUACUCAAGAAUUUGAAAAUGAAUUGGAUGAGCUAAGAAAGAGUCCUUCGUUUGAUCCUCAGUCAAUGCCUAUAUUGGUUGCUGCAUUGAAAAAAGGUGUUAAUAUUUUUUCAGCGGAAGAAAAACAAAAAGUAUUAGAUAAUCUUAUGCGGGAAAAGGAUAAAGGAAACAAAGGAAACAUGAAAAAUGAUGCCUAA